AUUGGAAUGGCAUCAGAAAUCUUGUAAGUGCCUUGCCACAGACAAUCAAGAGACUGGUUCUUGUGUCAUCUAUUGGUGUUACAAAAUACAAUGAGAUACCAUGGAGGUAUAAUACUAUAUGAUUCUGAAGAGGGUAUUUACAGCUGAACUUCACGACAUCAUAUGCUAAAGCAUCAUGAAUCUGUUUGGUGUGCUCAAGUACAAGAAGAUGGGAGAAGACUUUGUUCGCAAUUCAGGAAUACCAUUCACGAUUAUCAUGUAUUCAGGCCUGGAAGAUUAACAGAUGGACCCUACACUUCAUAUGAUCUUAAUACACUUCUUAAAGCUACAACUGGGGAGCGACGAGCAGUAGUCAUAGGCAAAGGCGACAAGCUUGUGGGGGAAGUUAGUAGACUUGUGGUGGCAGAAGCUUGUAUCCAAGCUUUAGACAUUGAAUCUACUGAAGGACAAAUAUAUGAGAUUAAUUCAAUGAAGUUGCAGGCUUGCAGAUACUACCCAGAAUAAAAUGCAGAAAGAUCAUUUUCAAAGAUGCAGAAUGGAGCGCCAAUUGGCCAAUUUGGAAAGGUGAAGCGGUAGAAGAAGAGCUUUUACAAUAAACCCUAAACCCUUACAAUGCUAAUUUUGAUGGAGAUGAAAUGAAUUUGCAUGUCCCUCAGACGGAGGAAACUCGCACUGAAGCGCUUAUGCUCAUUGGG
This is a messenger RNA of Zea mays, 695 nucleotides long. RefSeq lists its product as uncharacterized. The record is from RefSeq and is a predicted model, not a curated record. NCBI's taxonomy places the organism in Eukaryota, Viridiplantae, Streptophyta, Magnoliopsida, Poales, Poaceae. The transcript has 6 exons. The coding region runs from base 163 to 504 and encodes 113 amino acids.